AUGGCACUUCCGUCUCCAGAGCUCCUGGGCACCCAUACGGCAUUAGCCAAGAUUCUGCAUACCUCGGGUAUGGCAGAAUCGAUAGAUAAACUUAUGGAGGAUUGUGAUGAAAUCGUAUGUAUGGCGAAUAACGGCAGUACCAACUUUGGCGACAUACUCUCCGCACGUCUGCACACCAUUAGUGUGGGGUUGAGUAUGGCAGAUGGCCAGGUCUAUAUCGCAGCAAAGACGAUUCUGUGUGCAGGAGCCGCUGCCGAGAGCCUAGUUGAUACUGCAACUGUAAUGAAGGAGGGAAGCUUAGGAAUAAGUCGUCUGUAA
Nannizzia gypsea CBS 118893 is the source of this 318-nucleotide messenger RNA. RefSeq lists its product as hypothetical. NCBI's taxonomy places the organism in Eukaryota, Fungi, Ascomycota, Eurotiomycetes, Onygenales, Arthrodermataceae. The coding region runs from base 1 to 318 and encodes 105 amino acids. The transcript has 2 exons. The record is from RefSeq and is a predicted model, not a curated record.